This is a messenger RNA of Capsella rubella, 1110 nucleotides long. RefSeq lists its product as uncharacterized. The transcript is spliced from 7 exons. The record is from RefSeq and is a predicted model, not a curated record. The coding region runs from base 1 to 1110 and encodes 369 amino acids. NCBI's taxonomy places the organism in Eukaryota, Viridiplantae, Streptophyta, Magnoliopsida, Brassicales, Brassicaceae.
AUGUCUACCAAAUUUAGAAUGACUUUUCUUAUGAUGUUUCUACAUCUUUUGUUCUCAACAACCCUAAUUCAUUCAGAUCAAAAUAUGGUGCCUCUCAAAACCUUCAAGAUAAGUGAAAAGGUAAUAUAUGAUUGCAUUGACAUAUAUAAACAACCAGGACUUGAUCAUCCCUUGCUCAAAGAUCAUACAAUCCAGAUGAAACCAUCGGUUUCAAGACUUGAAUUAAAGAAUCAAACUCUCAAUAACAAAACAUAUAAGACGAAAAUGAGAUGUCCAGAUGGAACUGUUCCUAUAUUGAAAACUUCAAAAGAAUACAUCAACAACACACAACUUUUCACUGAGAAAUAUUUCCAUCCACUAUCAGGUGAUAGUCCUGGAACACAUAUUGCUGGAAUUAGAUCACGUGAAGAUAUAUAUCGUGGUGUAGAAGCUUGGUUUAGUUUACAUAACCUAAAGGUCGAAAGAGAUCAAGCCUCAUAUAGUCAAAUAUAUAUAGGCAGCGGAUCGAAUAACCAAGUCAAUUUUAUCCAAGCGGGUUGGAUGAUAAACCCAAGCCUAGUUGGCGACACAAAACAUUGGUCAUACGGAUAUUGGAAGGGUAAAGAUGGAAAAGAAUGUUACAAUACGGCAUGUCCUGGGUUUGUUCAAAUAUCACGGGAGGUACCUAUAGCACAACCCUUGGACCAACCAUGGGAAGUUUUAUUGCAUUACUCUAUCCAUCAGGAUAAACAAUCAGGAAACUGGUGGCUUACAAAAUUGAUACCAAAAGUACCUAACAUUAAUAUCGGAUAUUGGCCAAAAGAGUUAUUUAACCUUAUGGAUAAUGGUGCAAAUAUGGUUAGAGUUGGAGGUGUAGUUCAAGCUUCUCGCAAGGGUUUAAGCCCUCCAAUGGGUAAUAGUUUAUUUCCAAAUAAAGAUAGUAGGGAGUCAGCACAUUUUACAAACAUCAAAGUCAUGGAUAUCAACUAUGAACAACGUGGAAUCGAUUUUUUCUCUACACAGAAGUUGUUAGAUAGUCCAAAAUGUUAUGGGUUAAGAACUGGUAAUGUAAAACUACUUGAUUUCUUUAUCAAUUAUGGUGGUCCAGGAGGAAACUCUUGUGGAGUUUAA